Theobroma cacao (cacao) is the source of this 2365-nucleotide messenger RNA. It is a transcript of the gene BPG2, whose product is annotated as P-loop containing nucleoside triphosphate hydrolases superfamily protein. Gene Ontology annotation, cellular component: mitochondrion; chloroplast stroma. Lineage: Eukaryota; Viridiplantae; Streptophyta; Magnoliopsida; Malvales; Malvaceae. The record is from RefSeq and is a predicted model, not a curated record. Gene Ontology annotation, biological process: brassinosteroid mediated signaling pathway; chloroplast rRNA processing. Gene Ontology annotation, molecular function: GTP binding.
CAACGCCCAAUAUGACACUAUCUGUUUUGCUCUGAUGAGGAGAGAUUUUUCCGCUGCUGCUAUUUCUGUUUUCCAGCUUUGAUUUACACCAAAGUUUGAAGUCUUGGUAUGUUGAAAAAAUGGCAUUUCUCUUAUCAGCAACAAUAGUCAAGCUGAGCCCCAAGCUGUUUCACAACACCAGAGGAAAUACACAGGAAAACCCAGAAGCAACUAUUUGUUUCUUCCCUGGAUUGGGUGACAAGAAUAACAAACAAAAUAAAGUUUCAACCAUUAGUUUAGCAGUAAAGAACCAAUCUUCUAAUCAAACAACAGAGAAAAUUCAUGGUAAAGUCUCACCUAGAAGAGGAAACAAUCCGGUUUCGAGUGAGGGAAGAGAUGGGGAUCAGAACUAUGGGCCUAUCUGUCCUGGUUGUGGGAUUUUUAUGCAAGAUAAGGACCCAAAUCUUCCGGGCUAUUAUCAGGAAAGGAAGGUUUUUGGCAGGAAAGUAGCAGCGAACGAGGAUGAAGAUGACUUGCUGGAGUACUUUGGGGAUGAACUUGAAGGGUUGGAUGAUGAUGUUGAAGAAGAAGAAGAAGAGGAUUUUGUGGAUGACAUUGAGGGAAAUGACGCAAAAGAAGAUAACUUGGGAGAGGGGGAUGAGUUUGAUUGGGAUUCUGAUGAAUGGGAAGCUAAGUUUAUAAAAGGAGGGGAUGAUUUAGAGUUUGAUGGUUUUGCUCCAGCGACUGUUGGGUAUGGUAAUAUUACAGAAGAAAAUAUGGAGAAGGGUAAAAGGAAGAGAUUGUCGAAAGCAGUAAGGAAAAGGAUGGCUAGGGAAGCAAAGGAUAAAGAGGAGGUGACUGUCUGUGCACGAUGUCAUUCUUUGAGGCAUCAUGGGCAGGUGAAGAACCAAUCUACUGAAAACUUGAUACCUGAUUUUGACUUUGAUAGAUUAAUUACAACUAGGUUAAUAAAGCCUACUGGCAAUGCUGGUGCUACUGUUGUUGUUAUGGUUGUUGAUUGUGUUGAUUUUGACGGUUCCUUCCCGAAACGGGCUGCAAAGUCAUUGUUCAAGUUGUUGGAAGAGGGCCAAACUGACUCCAAACUUUUCAAAAAGUUGCCAAAACUUGUUCUUGUGGCUACAAAGGUUGAUCUUCUCCCGUCACAAAUCUCACCUACUAGGUUAGACAGAUGGGUUAGGCACCGAGCCAAGGCUGGAGGAGCACCCAAGCUUAAUGGGGUAUAUUUGGUAAGUUCCCGUAAGGAUUUGGGUGUAAAGAAUUUGUUGUCAUUCAUAAAGGAGUUAGCAGGUCCCCGAGGUAACGUGUGGGUUAUUGGGGCUCAAAAUGCAGGGAAGUCUACUCUAAUCAAUGCAUUUGCAAAGAAGGAAAAGGCAAACACGACAAGGCUUACAGAAGCUCCUGUUCCUGGGACAACUCUUGGGAUUUUGCGAAUUGGGGGGAUUUUGUCAGCCAAGGCAAAAAUGUAUGACACUCCAGGGCUCCUACAUCCAUAUCUAAUGUCUAUGAGAUUAAAUAGAGAUGAGCAGAAGAUGGUUGAAAUAAGAAAGGAGCUAAAACCUCGGACAUACAGAGUGAAGGUGGGGCAGGCUGUCCAUGUUGGUGGGUUGAUGAGGCUAGAUCUUAAUCAUGCUUCGGUGGAGACAAUUUAUGUUACAAUUUGGGCAUCACCAAAUAUUUCUCUACACUUGGGGAAGGUAGAAAAUGCUGAUGAAAUACAGAAGAAACAUGUUGGUAUCAGGUUGCAGCCACCCAUCGGUGAAGACCGAGCAUCUGAAUUAGGCAAAUGGGAAGAAAGGGAAGUUAAAGUGUCUGGAAGUAGUUGGGAUGCGAACAGCAUCGACAUUGCAGCAGCUGGCUUAGGUUGGUUCUCCUUGGGCCUCAAGGGUGAAGCAACAUUGGCAUUAUGGACAUAUGAUGGCAUUGAGAUAACCUUGAGAGAGCCAUUAGUUCUUGACAGAGCACCAUUUCUUGAAAGACCUGGGUUUUGGCUACCAAAAGCGAUAUCUGAUGCCAUUGGCAACCAAAGUAAACUUGAGUCCCAGAAAAGGAAAAAAAAAAUUGAGCAAAGUACAGACUACCUUUCUGAGGUUUCUGCUUGAAGUGGAUUAGUUAUAGUACAAAGCCUUUAUAGUCUUGUCAGUGACAUGAUACAGACGGGAAUUCAAUCCUGGCUUAUCUCAACUCAAGUUUACUAGGUUUAGCUACAGAGAGUGUACAGAAAUGUAUUGAUCCCCUAAUUGAAAGAAGAGUUUUUGAUUGGAUCUGAUUUUAAUAUUAGAAAGAAGUAUAUCAAGCGUUCAAUGUAGCAUAUGAUUGAUUCUGUGUUAUGAGAUUUAUGCAAUCUGUGUAUCUAACUUGUUUCUUA